AUGGAGUCAGGUCCUGGGUUCAUGGGAACCUGCUGGGAGCCUGGUGCUGUGGAUACUGUCUGGGACUGCAGGAGCUUGCAGUUCCACAGAAGAACUGGUUCUCUUUUGUGUGAAGGAUUACUGACCUCAGACAAGUUCAUCAGGGACAGGAGACAGAAACUGUACCAAAAAAAGCAAGCAAUUUGUGAUGACCGCUACGUUGCCAUCUGCCACCCACUGCUCUAUGACCAAAAGAUGACCAACAAGCUCUGUAAAGGACUAGUGUGGGGCUCAUGGGGCCUGGGGUUCCUGGAUGCAUUCGUCAACAUCCUACUAGCUAUGAGCUUGGACUUCUGUGGGGAUCAAUCCAUCCCCCACUAUAGCUGUGAGCUGCCUUCUCUCUUUCCCCUGUCCUGCUCUGAUGUCUCCACCAAUUUUACUGUUAUGCUCUGUUCCAGCCUCCUGCAUGCCCUUGUAACUUGUGUCCUAAUUGUUUUUUGCUAUACUCUCAUUGUCUCCACCAUCUUGAGUAUCACCUCCUCCUCAGGUAGAAGCAAGACCUUCUUCACCUGCUCCUACCACCUCUCUGCAGUGCUCCUGUUUUAUGGUUCAGCUUUCCUUCGUUAUUUCAUGCUAAACUCAGGUUCACCACUGGAAUUGAUCUCCUCUGUACAGUACAGUGUGGUCACUCCCUUAGUGAAUCCCCUCAUUUAUAGCUUGAAGAACAAUGAGGUGAAAGCAGCUGUGAGAAGGACCUUUAGAAAACAUGUCCAAUAUUUCAGGUAG
This is a messenger RNA of Equus caballus (horse), 765 nucleotides long. The record is from RefSeq and is a predicted model, not a curated record. Lineage: Eukaryota; Metazoa; Chordata; Mammalia; Perissodactyla; Equidae.